This is a messenger RNA of Saimiri boliviensis boliviensis (Bolivian squirrel monkey), 2295 nucleotides long. RefSeq names its product ornithine decarboxylase 1 (gene ODC1). The record is from RefSeq and is a predicted model, not a curated record. Gene Ontology annotation, cellular component: cytoplasm. Gene Ontology annotation, molecular function: ornithine decarboxylase activity. Lineage: Eukaryota; Metazoa; Chordata; Mammalia; Primates; Cebidae.
GAGGCCGGGGGCGGAGGGCACGCGUGCGGCGGGCGGCGCUCGGAGGCGCUGACGUCGGCCCGCUCGCGCCCCGCCAGCUCCACGCGGGCCCGGGUUGGCCGCCGCCGAGCCCCCGCUCCUCCCCCGGCGGCGUCCCGGCCGGAACCGAUCGCGGCUGGUUUGAGCUGGUGAGUCUCCAUGGCGACCCGCCGGCGCUAUAAGUAGGGAGCGGCGCGCCGUGGGGCUUUGUCAGUCCCUCCCGUAGCCGCUGCCGCCGCCGCCGGCCGCCCCUCUGCCUGCAGCUCCGGCGCCACCUUGGGCCGGCGUCUCCGGCGGGCGGGAGCCAGGCGCUGACGGGCGCGGCGGGGGCGGCCGAGCGCUCCUGCUCUUGCGGCUGCGGCUUCUGCCCCGGCGACUGCGCUUCCCCAUGGGGCUGGCCCGCGGCACCCGGGCGCUCUGAGAUUGUCACUGCUGCUCCAAGGGCACGCGUAGAGGGAUUUGGAGUUCCUAGAGAGUUGCCUUUGUGAAAAGCUGGGAAUACUUCUUUCAAUCCAUCUCUUAGUUUUCCAUAGGAACAGCAAGAAAUCAUGAACAGCUUUGGUAAUGAAGAGUUUGACUGCCACUUCCUUGAUGAAGGUUUUACUGCCAAGGACAUUCUGGACCAAAAAAUUAAUGAAGUUUCUUCUUCUGAUGAUAAGGAUGCCUUCUAUGUCGCAGACCUGGGAGAUAUUCUAAAGAAACAUCUAAGGUGGUUAAAAGCCCUCCCUCGUGUGACUCCCUUUUAUGCAGUCAAAUGUAAUGAUAGCAGAGCCAUCGUGAAUACCCUUGCUGCUAUUGGGACAGGGUUUGACUGUGCUAGCAAGACUGAAAUACAGUUGGUGCAGAGUCUGGGGGUGUCUCCGGAGAGGAUUAUCUAUGCAAACCCUUGUAAACAAGUAUCUCAGAUUAAGUACGCUGCUAAUAAUGGAGUCCAGAUGAUGACUUUUGAUAGUGAAGUUGAGUUGAUGAAGGUUGCCAGGGCACAUCCAAAAGCAAAGUUGGUUUUGCGGAUUGCCACUGAUGAUUCCAAAGCAAUCUGUCGUCUCAGUGUUAAAUUCGGUGCCACACUCAAAGCCAGCAGGCUCCUUUUGGAACGGGCGAAAGAGCUAAAUAUCGAUGUCAUUGGUGUCAGCUUCCACGUAGGAAGCGGCUGUACCGAUCCCGAGACCUUUGUGCAGGCAAUCACGGACGCCCGCUGUGUAUUUGACAUGGCGGCUGAGGUUGGUUUCAGUAUGUAUUUGCUUGACAUUGGCGGUGGCUUUCCUGGAUCUGAGGAUGUGAAGCUUAAGUUUGAAGAGAUCACCAGCGUAAUCAACCCAGCGUUGGACAAAUAUUUUCCGUCAGACUCUGGAGUGAGAAUCAUAGCUGAGCCCGGUAGAUAUUAUGUUGCAUCAGCUUUCACACUUGCAGUUAAUAUCAUUGCCAAGAAAAUUGUAUUAAAGGAACAGACUGGCUCUGAUGAUGAAGAUGAGUCGAGUGAACAGACAUUUAUGUAUUAUGUGAAUGAUGGCGUCUAUGGAUCAUUCAAUUGCAUACUGUAUGAUCAUGCACAUGUGAAACCCCUUCUACAAAAGAGACCUAAACCAGAUGAGAAGUAUUAUUCAUCCAGCAUAUGGGGACCAACAUGUGAUGGCCUCGAUCGGAUUGUUGAGCGCUGUGACCUGCCUGAAAUGCAUGUGGGUGAUUGGAUGCUCUUUGAAAACAUGGGCGCUUACACUGUUGCUGCUGCAUCUACUUUCAAUGGCUUCCAGAGGCCGACAAUCUAUUAUGUGAUGUCAGGGCCUGCAUGGCAACUCAUGCAGCAAAUCCAGAACCCCGACUUCCCACCUGAAGUAGAGGAACAGGACGUCAGCACCCUGCCUGUUUCUUGUGCUUGGGAGAGUGGGAUGGAACGCCACCCAGCAGCUUGUGCUUCAGCUAGUAUUAAUGUGUAGAUAUCACUCUUGUAGCUGUUAACUGCAAGUUUAGCUUGAAUUAAAGGAUUUGGGAGGACCAUUUAACUUAAUUACUGCUAGUUUUGAAAUGUCUUUGUAAGGGUAGGGUCUGCACGAUGCGGCCACACAGAAGACUAGGAUAUGGGUCACACUUAUCUGUGUUCCUAUGGAAACUAUUUGAAUAUUUGUUUUAUAUGGAUUUUUAUUCACUCUUCAGACAUGCUACUUCAGAGUGCUCCUCAGCUGCUGAACAAGCGUUUGUAGCUUGUACAGUGGCAGAAUGGGCCAAAAGCUUAGGGUUGUGACCUGUUUUUAAAAUAAAGCAUCUUGAAAUAAAUAGGCA